CUCUCUCGCACGGCGUCGGCACGCGAAAAUUAUAACAUUACGAAAAGACAUCGCACGGUCGUCGUCGUCAGUCCGCCGCGUCCAGCCACGCGCCCAGCACGUCCGCCGCCGGGAGCUCGCACGCCGGUCGUUGUUUUGCGCGGGCGAUUCGUCCGAUUUUCGGUCAGUCACAUUUUCUUCGCGAUUUGUUUUUCUUCUGUUUUCCCUUCCCCGCCGAGUACGUUUUGUUUUUUCGGUCAUCCAUUUCGACUCGCAGUAUAAUAAUUGCACACAUGCAGCUCUAAAAACGGAUCAUAUUUUUCUUGUUAUAAUUGUUAGUUCGCACGCUUACGUAUAUUACUACGCUAUAUUAUUACAGAAAUAAUAUAUUUCUAUUCGUCGUUUGAUUACGCCGUGCCCGAUCGACGAAUCGAGUGAGUGCUCCGCGUCGGCAUCGACAGAGACCCGUCCAAGGAGUCCUAGUCCUAAAGUGGAACCGGCUACGAAAUAUUAUAUCAUCGCAUUAUCCACUGCCAGGUACGUCGUAAAUGCGAAAAACGACCAAACAUUGCACUAAAAUGUUGUAACAAUCAAACACAGACAUUUUCAAGCGUUGACAAGUAGAUACAAAAACCCACACUGCAGGAGCAUGCCAAUAUUACGCAUUAGUUUUAAGAUUUCCAUUUUGGUGGUUUCGUAUUAGAUUGCAGCUGACCGGCCGAUAGACUGCAUCUACAGCACUAACUGACCGUCUACUGACCGACCGACCACCAAUCGCCGCAAUAACGGGACCGGGUUCGGGUCGCGGUGCGAACAGUGGCCGGGCAGAGCAGUCAGCCAGCUGGACAGCCGCACCAGCAGUCGUGCACAUCAGCAGCCGCAGCCGCCGCCGUGCUGAACCGACAGCCACCGCCAUCCCCCGCACCGCCACCGCGAGUCGUCUGGCCCGUUAGCGGCCUGUUCGCCCCGACCGUCGUACAGCCGCCGCCUGUCAUGCACCACCAGGUGGCCCACCCGCACUGGAUCGCCGCGGCCGUGCAGCCCUGGGGCUUGCCCCAACAGCUGGCUCCGUCGCAGAACAUGUUGGCACUGGCCGCGAUGGCGCCUACUGCGAUGGCGCCUACUGCGAUGGCCCCGGCCACACCGGGCGCUGCGCCCAUCGCUUUCAUCGGGUUGCAUCCGCACCACCCGCAUCAUCCACACCCACACCAUCCGCACCACCCGCACCACCCUCACCACCACCCGCAUCAUCUAAACGCGAUGCCGGCGCAACCGCUGCAGCCGUCGCCGCCGCCUCAGCAUCCGAACCACAUGGCCGGCCAUCACUCGGCCACGACGGCCGCUGCCGCCGCGUUGGCCCUUCUCAAUCAGCUGCACCACCACCAUCACCAGCAACAACAGCAACAGCAACACGAUCUCGCGCACUUGUUGCUCCAACAGCAACAGCACCAGCAGCAUCAGCAGCUCCAGCACCAGCAACAGCUCACGCCACUGCCACAGCUACAGGUAAGCGUCUACAAAAAUCUCAUGUAGCACCUUCACUGGCUCAACUAUAUUAUAGUUCCACCAACAAUCCCUUGAGCCAAUAACUUCACCCCCAAAAAACCAACAAAUUUACAAGUUAAAGCAGGACAUAAUAUUAUUAUGUUAUCUUAUACCAUCUUUCCAACGGAAUCGAUUUCGUAUAUUAAUUGGUAAUUACCUACUGUUCUACGUUCUUUUACAAAAUGUUAUGAUUGGUCUCGACCCGGUCGAUGUGUUCACAUCUGUUUAGCCCUUGCGAUCUGUGGUUUGCGGUGAUAAUAUCGUAUAUAGGUAUGCAUAUUAUAGUAAAUAGGCAAUUACGUUAUAAACGGCACACACACAUAGAACGAUGGAAUUUCCUCAGAACUAAUUAAACAUGAAACAAUGACUGUAUAUGAUGUACACAUACCAUGGUAUAUGAUGUAUUAUAUAUUCCAUCCAUUUUGUACCGGUAUCGUAUGAGAGUUAAUUAAAGUGCAUUGUCACCAAAUACGACUGCAACCACAUCGAUGCGCCGGUGUCCGCUGCACAAUAAUCGACGCACUAUACAAUUUACGAUCAAUAAUAAUGUUUGUGUGUCGUGGUGCACCGCUGUUGGUUAUUGUUUUAUUAUUAUUUAGUUUCGGCGAAAGCGGAAUCACAUUGUCUUUUUUGGUGCUCGAAACAAUAAUUAUUAUACUGUCAACAAUAUAAAAUGAAAAUAUUUUAAACGAAAGAUUCGUAUUCUGACUAUAGGGCAUAGAUUUCAAUGCAAAGUACAUUAUUUUUUAGGCCCUCUCGGAGAAUGCAUUCUAAGUAUGCGUAAUUAAUUCAAUGUAAUUACUGAUAGCUACUUCAAAAAUGAGACUUUUAUUAUAUAUAUUUUUUUUUAGAAUUGUCGUGUAGUUUUAUUAAUUUUCAGUGGAUAUGAGUAUUUUCUUCUAGUGUAAAUUUGUAAAUUAAAAAUAUUAUAUCAAGAAAUAUAGUUUAAAUAGAUUUUAGGUAUAUUUCAUCCGUACCAAAUUUAAAUUAUACGUUUACGGGCAAAUUAAAAAAAAAAAAACAUUAUAGUAACUUCAAUGUAUACUGUACAUUAUAAUAUGUUAUAAGAAUAGGCACUAAAAGAUAUAGAAUAACAAUACUAUUAUAAGGUUAUAGUUGUAUACGGGCAUAUUUAAAGUUUGUCUGGGGUAAUUAUGUGUACCCCGUGCGAGUGGUGGCGGGUUAUGAUAAAGAAGUGUUACAAUUUCCGAAAGUUAAACUGUCGUUAAACUCUCGCUUGAGUGUCUAUUAAAAAAGUUUGAGUAAUUUGUAAGGGCAUUAUUGGAUUCUAUUAUUUAGAGAAUUUUUAAUUGUUUUCAGAGUAUUUAAAUCCGAGCACUAUAGUCUCGUACCUAUACGCAUUUUUUAAAGUGAUGUACGUGCACGUCACUCAUCCGUCCAAGCAGUCUUAAUGCCAUGUGAAGUCUUAUCGUUCGAAUGCAUAUCGUAAUAUCCUAUUUUACGGAAAACCCUAUCACUUAUCAGUUGCUCGAUUGCAAUAUAAUAUAAUUAUAUUAUUUGAACCUGCAGUGGCGCCGGCCGGACAUAAUAAUAAUGUGUUCGAACAGCGAUCGGUUCGUAAACGUAAAAUGAAUUUGUUCGUUAUAUUAUUAAUCCUGGGCAGGUGCGGGUGGUGGUCCUAAGUCAAUACAUAUAUUUCAAUGAAAUUAUUGUUGCGAUAUUAUAGUUUGGCGCCACACCGAUCGUAAUAUGGCAUGCAGUAAAACACUUAUAUUACACGACUAAUCCAUAUUAUAUGGUCGCCGUUUUAUAGUAUCGUUUCGCAGUAUAUAUAUAUAUAUACCUUUUGGUACACGAAAUGCUUUCGUAUUGCGUUCUGCGGCACUUCCGGCCGGAUGAAAAACCAUUAGAACCACCGCUGUUAGGAAAUUGUCUGUUACCUGUGUGUGUAGUUAGGUAGUGGAAAGGCAUGUAUUGACGCUGCCACGCGUUCCUAUAGAGUUCGAUGCUUUUAAGUUACGAUGUAUAGUGAUUAUUGUAUUGCUUGAAACUGUGUGAUGAUAGUACAAUAUUAUAAUUGCUUAUAAAUAUACAGGGUAAUUCGACAAGCACGUUCACCCCUAUUUUUGCCUUUUAAAAUAGUUAACUUCCGUACUUAUUCGAAUUUUGGUUUUUGGAAUUUUUCAGUAUUGUAAUUUAUGAUAUACCUACAAUAAUAGGUGGACUAUAAUAUUUUCAAUUAUUCAGAUAUCUAAUACCAUUGAAGAAGUGUCCCGUGGUGACGAUAUAUUAUAAACUUGUUAUUUUGCAAAUAAAAACUAACUUAUUUACUGUAAAUUGUUAAGCAGAUAAUUUUUGGAAACAUUUGAUAUAUUGAAACCAUAAUUCGAACGAGUAGUUUCAGAGUUUGCAAAAUAUAUUCGCCAAGGAAAAUAAUCAAUUAAAAAUAGUUAAACAAAAAUAUUAAACUAUCAAAAUAUGUGUUAUAGGUAUUAGAUCUAAUAUUUAUUAUACUCAGAAAUUGUAAAAUUAUCAUUUAUCUUAGUAGGUGCACAAAGUGAGAAAUUACAUAAUUGAAUUUUGAUUUUUUUAUGAAAAUACUUAAAUUAUUUAAUAAAAAAUACAUCAACAUUUUCAAACAAUUUUACUGAUUAACAAUGUACAUGUAAAUAGUUGGUACCUACUUAAGUGUACCUAAAAAUUGUUUAAACCAGAUUUUUAAUACCUAUCAAAUGUGUAAUCCAUUAUUUAAAGAGGAAAAUGGUGGUGACAUGCUUUGUAAAUCAUCUUGUAUGCUAUAAUGUAAUGUGUUGAGAAUUGAGAUGGGUUUAAUUAUCGUUCAACUGUUCUAGAGAGAAGCCGUUUAUGAAUUUUAAAAUAAAUAAUUACGUUCUAACAAACUUCUGUGAUCAAUACAUCUUAAAUCGUAUACAAGUCAUAUCAUUAUACAAUUGAAAUGUUUUCACCUUUAAAUUUUCCACCUAUAUUAUGGUAUUUAUAUAAUACAGAUUUAUUAGUAGUCACUAAUUAUUGGACUCAUUCGCCUAUUUGACUCAAAUAUACUGGUCCCGAUGUACACACACUACACUGGUUUGUGUAUUUUUUAAGAGCAUAUUUUCAGAUUUUUAGUUCAUUUUGCUGAUUUUUGUAUGUACUGAUUAUAUUUUGACUAUUAAUACCAUUUAUUUUCUUCAACUCAUUGCAUAUCGAGAAGCAUUAAAGGUUUUAAAGUUUUUUUUUUUUAAAUAAUUUAAGUCAAUGCAAAACACCAUUUCCUAUUUGUAUCGUUAUAUACAGUAGAAACCGUUUAUAAUGACGUUCAAGGGACCAAAGAAAAUAGGUCAUAAUAACCGGUUGUCAUAAUAACCAAAAUGACUAAAAUCAAAUUGUAACUUCAACACAUAUUAUUAUUAUUAUUAUUUAUUUAUGUGAUGUAUAAUAUAGAAAAUAAGUAAAGAUAAAAACAUUUAAUUAUGUACAUAUUAUUUAAAUUAAUUAAUUCAAUUAUUAUUUUUAAAAAAAUCUGCUAUUUCAUUUUGAAAUUCUUGUUCGAUUUUGUCUCAAGCUUUCCAUAUGUUAUAAAUCGUAUAGAGUGAUCUACCCCAAAUUCUUUAGGUAUGUGGGAAUUUUUUUCACCUUUUUUUAAACGAAACACGACAUUUGCUUUUUCUUCAAUUGUGGAUUGCUUUCGUUUGUACAUUUUACAAUUUCAAAAUAUUUAACACAAGAAUACAAAACACAUUUAAUUUCACAACGAUUACACGUACCCUGAUGAUAAAAUAAAAUAAAAUAAAACUGACGACAAAACAAAGAUGAAUUAAUUGUCAGUAUUAUCGGUUGUAAUAGUACCUUCAAUAAAGUAAAGUCAUUAUAGAUAAAAACAUUUUCCAAUAUAACCAAAAAUAACCGUCAUAACAUC
Molecule: messenger RNA, 5404 nt
Organism: Acyrthosiphon pisum (pea aphid)
Lineage: Eukaryota; Metazoa; Arthropoda; Insecta; Hemiptera; Aphididae
Product: polyadenylate-binding protein 1-B-like
Exons: 3
Coding region: 973-1512 (179 amino acids)
Source: RefSeq, a predicted model, not a curated record